Messenger RNA from Sinocyclocheilus rhinocerous, 4935 nucleotides. RefSeq lists its product as uncharacterized. The transcript has 9 exons. Gene Ontology annotation, cellular component: external side of plasma membrane. The coding region runs from base 197 to 2344 and encodes 715 amino acids. The record is from RefSeq and is a predicted model, not a curated record. NCBI's taxonomy places the organism in Eukaryota, Metazoa, Chordata, Actinopteri, Cypriniformes, Cyprinidae. Gene Ontology annotation, biological process: cell surface receptor signaling pathway; T cell costimulation; positive regulation of T cell proliferation.
ACACGCCCAUAAGGGGUUGAGGCGCCGGGCUUUACCGACCGCACUCGAGACGCUGCAAGAUACCGGACAGAUUCCUAAGGUGCAACUUAGUCCUUAAGUGAUUUUCGAGGUUGAAAGAAACGAAUAACGGAAUUUCAGUCUAUUACAGAUAUCAGCUGAGGAGGAUUUUGGAGGUGAGUGGAGAACACGAGCCGAUAUGCAGAAUCUGAGACUGCUCAUCUUAACCGUGCUGUUUUACUCAGCAUUCUCUGCAACACUGAAAGCCCAAGAAGAGUCUCAGACUCUGUUUUUUGGGGAAGACUUCCACAUCCUCGUGCCGGCAGAUGGAGCUGAUGUGACGUUCAGGCCUUCGGUUGUUCCAGGUCGCGAGAAGCCGCUGAUGAGUUCUGGGAAAGUGGUGGAUCUUCGUGCCAAACUCAACUCUGCUUCGAGGCACCUGAUCUUGGAGAAUGUUGGAGAAAGUGAUGAAGGAGUCUACACCAUCACAUCUAACCAAAAUCCAGAGAAUAUUACACGCAUCACACUCUAUGUUAGAGAUUGCUCUAGUGAGGUCAUCAUUAAGUACGGCUUAGAUUUUCAUGUAUCACUGCAUGAUAUCUCAGACCCAGUGCGUGUGGGCUAUCGCCACAGUGCCGUGGAGGCCAAUCAGACGUCAUUGCCGGCUAAGGAACUGCUAAAUGCUGAUGGAACGCCCAAGGAGAAUUACCAGGACCGCAUUGAGAUCACUCCUCAAAAGUUCACUUUGCGUGCUGUUACAGGGGCUGAUGAAGGCAGUUACACCUUUAGUGAUUCCAUUGGGAAAGUCCAGAAGAAGAUCUGCCUAAAUGUGAAAGCACAUCAGAUAUUUGUGACCCUUUCAUACGGUGGCACUCUGAAAAUAAACCUGCACAUGAAUAGCUCCCUAGCUCGCCUACUGUACAUCCCUCAGUCUGAUAAAUAUAAGUAUUUGAUUAUGGAGAACGGACAACUCAACCUGCCUCCUAACCUGGAUCUUGAGGGUCGUCUCUCUUUGGAGGACUCUUUGUGUCUUCUUACGGACGUGAGGGCCAGCGAUGCCGGAGUUUUCAGUGUGACUGACCUUAAGGGAUUCCUGGUGUCUGAUGUCCACCUGGAGAUGGAAUCAUACAGGCUUCCUAAACUCUACAUUGCUAUCAUUGCUCUGGUAGCAUUACUGGUGUUGCUGCUGUUGGUGUGCUUGGUGUCAUGUUUGGUGAAGAUGCGCAAACGUGCAGCAAAGGCCAGAGCCAUUGAGGAGAAAGUCCAGAAUGCAGGCAAAGUGGAGGGAGAUGCCUUCAGACAGGUUGUGAAAGAUGCCUGUACCCAUCAGAAUGAGGAAGCCCCGGCCCUGUCACAGAAAGAAGACAUCACUGAGAAAUCACAGAGCACAGAGGUCAGCAUUAAGGGUUUGGAGGUGUCAACUAAAGAGCCAAGCCUUCAAGAGAGGAACAUAGAGACCAGUGACUCUGGAGUGGGCUUUAAUACCACUGGACUCCCGCUUGACAGUGACACUGAUGCCCCAACAGCAGCCAUAGCAGAUUCUGAUGUAUUGAGUUCCUUUGCUGCCCCUGAUGUCAAAGCCAUUCCCAACCAAAUUCCAGAGUCAAAGACCGCUCCCUCACCUCCAAAACCAGCACCAGCUGCUGAUCUGAAACCAGCACCUGUGGCCAAGUCGACAGCUCCUCCACCACCGUCUCCCGAACCCAAACCACCAGUAACACCUGAACCUAAGCCCAAGCCUGCGGUCACACCAACACCUGAACCCAAACCUGCUGCUACACCUGAAUCGAAAAUGACCAUCUCACCACCACCUGAAACAAAACCGACCUUAAGCCCAUCACCAGAUCCCAAGCAACCUGUGACACCUGAUCCGAAACCAAGUCCAGCACCUGAGGCAACAACAACUGAUGUUAAACCAAUUCCAAGUCCAACCCCUGAAACUCCAAAAGCAGUAACACCAACUCCUGAUGCAAAACCAGCAGUUUCACCUACUCCUGAACCCACACCAGCUAAAGUUGGCUCUCUUGAACAGAAACCCGCUGUGAGCCCUCUGGAUACUAAACUGGUUUCUCCAGUCCCUGAGCCUAAACCAGCUUCACCCACUCCACAGUCUAAACCACCGGUCUCAGAGAUUCUCGACUCAAAACCAACUACAAAUGGUACUCCAGAAUCCAAGGCUGACAUCGAGUCAGAGCCACGUGCACCCAUAUCUCCUGGGCUGGAUGUGAAGGGCACAACCCCUCCCAAAACCCCUGAUACUGGGAAAAGCUCCAGUGGAGGUCUAGACUCGGCUUGCCCCAAUGACAGUGCACCACCUUCAAGCACUGAUGGAGCUGCCACCAACUGAGAUUAAAACGUAGCAUCUUUCCUGCCUCCUCCUAGUGUAUUAACCACCACAGACAAUCGAGACACUAGACUUAACAACAAAGAAGAGCUAAGUGACUUCGUCUUUUGAUUCUCACUUUUAAUACAAUUAACAUGCAUCAAUAGAAAGAUCCACUGUAAAUCCACUGAGUUUACUAAUAUUUAAUCACCAUGUAACAGAGUUCAAAUACAGAAAAGAAGCAUUUCAGGCCUUACACCAUUGGCUAAUUUAAUACAGAAUGAGGAUGGCUGUCUGGGCUAUUCCAAGAAAGUGUACAAAGACAAAUCUUCCUUCACAGAAAUAAUACAUCACUGCAUGAAGAUAUUGACAAAUAAAUUAUAUUAUCGGUUCCGUAAUCCAAGUUACUGUGGUUGAAUUUGGGGAAAGGCACACAGGAACAUGGGACAUUAAUCAUUUUCAUUCUUUAUGAGAUCAUUUCUGCUCCAUUUCGACCAGUCGGAGAAUCCAAAUAGCAGGACUGAUACUGAGAAAGCGACCAACCUUCUGCUGUCAGAGGACUGGAAAAGUGGAAAAAUCACGUGUCACUUUGAAGCAUGCAAGUCAACAUGUCAUUUUGACAAAGGAGAUGAACAAGGAAACUACAGGAGUGCGAAGCAGUAGAAAGAAAAACCAUUUGACCAAAACAAUUAAUUAAAAAAUCAUAAUCCUUCAUAGACUAAUCCGUGACUCUGACUGGAGGACAUUUUUGAGAAUCUUCUUCUAUCAAUCCAACCUAUGACGCUAAUCUCACGGAUGUUCUUGUCCAGAGAUGUGACAGUGCACAUUUCCUGUUCAUUCAGUAACAAAAAUUUUGCUGUUGAAAGUUCUUUACAUGAGAAAGUUGCAAAAAUCUGUAAUUCGUAAAAAAAAUCCGUAAUAUUUAAAAAACAAACAAAAAAAAACAUACAUGUAGAUGGCAACAGUAUAUGUAAACAGGUUUGCUUCUUUGAGUGAAUGUGUUCAGACCGGUAUAUCUAAAUAGUGAGGCUGUUUCCAUCAUUAGUGAGUUUUCUGGUGCAUUGGGAUUGGAAUGAAUUUAUCUAACUAAUGGCGCCAUUUUAGUUCACAAAAGGAAUUAUGCAAAUCAGGUGCAAUUGAGUGAAUGCUUGGUGUUGGAGGAUGCAGCAGAAUACUGCAAUAUGCUGAACUUUUACUGGCACAUUACAGAAUCUCUCCACCACUGUGAUACAAACACCUGAAUUGGCUUUUUAAAAUGUGUUCUCAAUAGCACACCAUUUUGCGAUUGUUUCAUCAUCAUUUGAUGAAUUACUCCCACAAUCAAAAAUGCACUCAAACAUAUUACAGAAAAAGGAAGCGUGUUUGGGUUGAAAAGAAUGGCAGUGAUUGCAGGUGGUUAGUGAAUAAGACAGGUUUUUUAAUGCUGAAAUACAUUAUGAAAAGUGGCGCAAGCAGCAAAUUAGCUCCUGAAUGUCUUGCGUAGUUAAAUUGGCUGAUUCUUGUUGCUCGAGGAGCAAGUGGACAUGGUUUGUAAGAAGAUCUCGAUUGUUGGUGUUGCUACAGUGUUCCACAAAUAAUUUUGGAUUUAUAGUCAUAGUUGAAAGACAAUACAGUCUCACAUAUCAGUUUACAUAUAUUCCUGGUGCCUCCCGUAAAACCUAAACACUGCCUGUUAAUGUUGUAUGAGUCCAGGAACCUGCUCCUACCACACUAUCUGUGGGAGCUGAUGUUAAAUCACAGUGAGUCAUGGGGAUGGUAGCUAACUCGAUAUUCGUAUCACCAUCUUAAAGUGUUGGCAGAUCUGACAGACUGGAGGUUUGUGGGUAGAUUUUCUAACCGAAGAUGAUCACUACCUCACAUUUAAGCCUGACUGAAGUACUAAACCACCAAUUAAACAACAUUGCAAGGUAUGUUGACAUUAAAUAAAAAAGUAGAUUUUUGGCAAAGCACAAGGUUUGAAAUGCAAUCAAAGGUUUACAAAACUCAGAUAUUUGGCAAUGCCUAUCCCAGAAACCUCUGAAAAUGGUCUUAUUCCUCCUCAGCCUUUAACAGAUGUUUUAAUAUCAGUGCAAGGGAAUGUCACUUGAAAGCCAUAUAGUCUUAGUGUCACAUCUCAUAAUGUAAAUAUCACAAACUCUAGAUGUUAUAACCCUAGGAGCACUGUAGCAUUAAAACGUAAAAAAAUGAUGAUAUAUCCCUGACAAAACAGAUUUUGUGACCAAAAUGGAUCAUAGUAAAUAAAUCCGACUCAAAAUGGCUUAUGAGCAAAUCUGAAUAAUAUUUUGUGAUGUUAAAGAUGCACUGAGUCAUUUUUGUUUGUUGCACUGGUCGAUUGGACACUGGUCUUGGACCUACACUGACACCUAGUGGUGUGGAGGUAGAAUAAUGCAAAAGCAAUAAUUUUAGGUUACCCGUACCACUGUAGAAAUGCUCUGUUUGCAGUCGGCCCUUAUCAAUUUAUUUAAUGAAUGAAUGUGUCUAUUAAUGGGAGGGGUCUCAUAGAUAAAGUAGUAUUCGGCUAGUCUUGUGAUUUCAACAUGGUGGCACCCAUGAGGUUACCCACUCCAUGUAAAAUAAAACAGCUGUUUGGGCUGAUAUUAAAACAUAUUUCAAAA